AUGAAAUCGAUCUUUGCACUCCUUACUCUCGCUUUUAUUCAACCCGCUUUGGGUCACUAUCGUUUCUACAAGUACAUCGAUCCCGCAGGCACUGUGACUGGCGAAUACACCUACGUCCGGGCGAACACGAACAUGAACUCUCCGGUGACGGAUGUGACUUCGAAUGAUUUCAGGUGUAACGUUGGAGGGCUCGCGUCUGGGAAUAAGACCUCUACCGCGACUGUCGCUGCUGGCUCCACUGUUGGGUUCGAGUCUGACAUCGGUCUGAUCCAUCCCGGACCGCUACAGGUAUACCUCGGCCAAGUUCCUGCAGGGAAAACAGCGGCGACAUGGGAUGGUAGUGGAGCCAGUUGGUUCAAGAUCUACGCCCUUGGUGCUAAUUUUAGCAGUGGUUCUUUGGCGUGGCCUUCGGACGAAAAGAAAACCUUCAAGUUCAAGAUUCCUUCGAAUACACCAGCAGGCAAUUACCUUUUGAGGGUCGAACACAUUGCUUUGCACGGCGCCUCUACUGUGGGUGGCGCUCAAUUCUACAUAAGCUGUGCUCAAUUGUCCAUCACGGGCAACGGCAGCGGAAACCCGGCCAAAGUGUCAAUUCCGGGCGUGUACAAAGGUGAAUUACGACUGGAAUGGAGGUUAUUGGCCGAAUCCUUGACGCCCGUUUUCAUCUAG
This is a messenger RNA of Rhizoctonia solani, 669 nucleotides long. Its product is annotated as glycoside hydrolase family 61 protein. The transcript has 6 exons. Bases 1 to 669 code for a protein of 222 amino acids. Lineage: Eukaryota; Fungi; Basidiomycota; Agaricomycetes; Cantharellales; Ceratobasidiaceae. The record is from RefSeq and is a predicted model, not a curated record.